AUGCUAACUUCUGGCGCAUGCGCAAACGUGUUGGCGACGAAGCGAAAAGACCAAGAUGGCGGACUGAGUGCCUGUUCACUAUCUUAAUUUAGACAAUAGCAUCAAAUACCUCAAGAUUAUUUUUUUCCUAAAGCCUGCGAAACGGAAGUUAGGUUUGGAGCGAUGGAGUGUUACCUUACCUGAAGUGAAGAUUGAAGACGUGAUAGAAGAUGGACGACUACUGCUAUGCUAAGAUGGCGACGUCUGGUAAAAGAGAACAAGAAAGAGAAUCAGCGCCACCAACUUCCAGCAAAUCACCAACGGAGAAAAUGAUCAAAACUGAAGACGAAGACGUCCAGAAACUAAUUAGUCAUCCAGAAGAACUUCUCCCUCCAUCAGGAUGGAGCUCCACCUUGAAGCAGGAGACUCCACAAUCACCCCACAUUAAAAAGGAAGAGGAGGAACUCUGGAUCACUCAGGAGGGAGAGUGUCUUCUAGGACCACAGGAGGCUGAUCUCACCAAGUUGCCACUGACUGUUGUCUCUGUGAAGACUGAAGAUGAUGAAGAGAAACCACAACCAGACAACAUCUUGGCUCCACUAUCAGAUAGUGAGGCUGAAGACGAGGUUGAAGUAACUUUGAGCAGCGAUAAAGACUGUGAAGAUGAUAUGAGGAAUCACACUCACAACAAACAUUCUGAAUGCUCUAAAAAUGACAGAAGCAAAAAUAGUUUGAGCUGCUCAGUUUGUUCUAAAAGUUUUACUAAAAAAAGCCUUUUGACUCAACACAUGAGAACACACACUGGAGAAAAACCAUUUUCUUGUUCAGUUUGCGGUAAAAGCUUUACGAAAAAGAGCAGUUUGACCGAACACAUGAGAAGACACACAGGAGAAAAAACAUGCUGUUGUUCAGUUUGUUGUAAAAGCUUUUUUAAAAAAAGCAGUUUGACUGAACACAUGAGAACACACACAGGAGAAAAACCAUUUGGUUGUCCAGUUUGUAGUAAAAGAUUUAACAAAAAGAGCAGUUUGACUCAACACAUAUUGACACACACCGGACAGAAAACUUUUAUUUGUUUAGUUUGUGGUAAAAGCUUUUCUCAAAAAAGCAAUUUGACUCAACACAUGAGAACACACACAGGAGAAAAAACAUUUAAUUGUUCAGUUUGUGGCAAAAACUUUUCUCAAAAGGGCACUUUAACGCACCACAUGAGAACACACACAGGCGAAAAAACAUUUUUUUGUUCAUUUUGUGGUAAAAGUUUUUUUUCCAGAUCAGGUUUGACUCCACACAUGAGAACACACACUGGACAAAAGCCAUUUAUUUGCUCAGUUUGCGGUAAGAGCUUUUCUCAAAAGAUCAGAAUGACUCAACACUCGAGAUCACACACAGGGGAAAAACCAUUUAACUGUUCAAUUUGUGGUACACAUUUUUCUCAAAAGAGCAGUUUGAUUCGACACACGAAAACGCACACAGGAGAAAAAACAUUUAAUUGCUCAAUAUGCGGUAAAAGCUUUUCUCAAAGGAUCAGAUUUGCUCAACACAUGCGAACACACACAGGAGAAAAACAAUUCAAUUGUUCGGUUUGUGACAAAAGUUUUUUUUCCAGACAAGGUUUGACCAAACAUAGGACGAAACAUACUGGAGAAAAACCCUUUAGUUGUUCAGUCUGCGGCAUACGAUUCCAUCGUAAUACAGAUGCAGUAGAACACACAACAACACACACACGGGAGAAUAACAAAGCCGGUGUUUAGUUAGUGGUAUACAUUAUAUUAUGCUCAUAUCUGGUGACAUCAACCCAAACCCAGAACCUCCUUAAAACAAGUUAAUGGAUUAUUUCACAAAUGUCCAAUGUCGUGCAAAUUGGGAUCAUUUAGAGCAGCCCGGUGGUCUUUGUGGACUUUGCAUGUUACCCCUGUGACUGUUUGGGUUCUCUCCAGGUACCCCGGCUUACCCCCACCUCCAAAGACAUGCGCCUGGAGGUAGCCUGAUUGGCAACACUAAAUUGCACCUAGUGUGUGAAUGCUUGUAUCUUUUUUUGUCCCUGCGAUGACCUGGCUUUCCUCGUCCAGGGUGUACCCUGCCUUCCGCCCGAGUGCAGCUCAGCGAGGCUCGUAUUUUAGCUGCUUGAUACUUAUGACUGAUUACAAAACUUACAGAAGGUCGUCAGGAAAGAAAACAAGGUAAGAGUCAAACUGUCACAUACUCUUAAUAUUCAAUGUUUUAUCAUGCUACAAAUUGUGAGUUCAAAUAUUUUAUUUCUUUAUUUUUUCACUUUUAAUAUGUUUGUACGGCAGUAGCACGUAAGAUGUGUUUUAAUUGCUGAUGCGGAUUUAUUGAUUUUUAAAUGCGCCAGAAAAUAAGCCGUUUUGUACACUGUUGAUGCAGGUUCAAUGCCCAGUAGUGCGUAAAUGUGUUUCUGAAUAGUAUUUCCUCAGCAAUGGUCAUGUGGUGACAUAAUUGAUGGUAUUUUGAGAGGUAAUCAUUGAAGUCGGACAUCACUGAAGGCCUAGGUGGGAAACGCACGGCCCGCCACUGAAGUGGAGUUAUUUUUUUUAAUUUUUUUUAGUGCUUUAUUUAUUUUCCUAUGAUACUGUAUUGAGUCUUUGAUUUAUUUUGUACUAUUUUCCUAUUUGUCUAUUAUUUGUGCACUUUCAUUUUUGAAGUUGUUCUUGAUUUAUUAUAUCAAUUGAUUGACCGCAGUUGGGACCUUGUCGAAACCGGUUUGUGUUUUGUAGCGCCUGUGCAGUUUGUAUUAAAAUUAUUAGAAUGACACGGGUGUUGCUGGCCUUGCUUUUUCUUCAAGUACACUUUUUUUGCCGUGCACCUUUUAUUACGUUUUUUGGAGAGUGCGUG
This is a messenger RNA of Entelurus aequoreus (snake pipefish), 2835 nucleotides long. Its product is annotated as gastrula zinc finger protein XlCGF57.1-like. Gene Ontology annotation, cellular component: nucleus. The record is from RefSeq and is a predicted model, not a curated record. NCBI's taxonomy places the organism in Eukaryota, Metazoa, Chordata, Actinopteri, Syngnathiformes, Syngnathidae. The transcript has 2 exons. The coding region runs from base 210 to 1733 and encodes 507 amino acids.